CUAAAUUCUCUGACAUAAAACAUUGUACCGGAGAUCUUAAAAACGGUGUCGUUUAAUAGUAGCACUUCCUGGAUUUCAGUGUACAUACGUAUAAAUAUACAAACAAAAACGCAUACAAUCUAAGUUUUUUAUAGGGAGGGGAGAGAGAGAGAGAGAGAAAUGGCUGCUUUCAUGGCGGUUCUGGAGGCAGAUCUGCGAGCUCUCUCCGCUGAAUCUCGCCGCCGUUACCCCACCGUCAAAGACGCUGCUGAACAUGCUAUUCUUAAGCUAAGAUCACUGUCGAGUCCGAGUGAAAUUGCGCAUAAUGAGGAUAUUCUGCGGAUAUUUUUGAUGGCUUGUGAAGUUAGAAAUGUGAAGUUGAGUGUGAUUGGGCUGUCUUGUUUGCAAAAACUCAUAUCUCAUGAUGCGGUUGCUCCAUCGGCACUUAAGGAGAUUCUCGCUACAUUAAAAGAUCAUGGUGAAAUGGCAGAUGACAGCAUCCAACUAAAGACCCUGCAAACCAUCCUCAUAAUAUUUCAGUCUCGUUUGCAACCUGAUAUUGAGGAGAAUAUGGCUCAAGCUCUUGGUAUCUGUCUUCGGCUGCUUGACAGCAGCAGAUCUUCUGACAGCGUGAGGAACACUGCUGCAGCAACCUUUCGACAGGCAGUAGCACUGAUAUUUGAUCAUGUGGUUUGUGCUGAGUCACUUCCUACAGGGAAAGGUGGUUCUGGAGGAUACAUCUCUCGUGCUAGUUCAGUAACUAGUGAUGUCAAUCGGAAUUUAAACCGCUUAGAGGCAUUGGAGCUAGAAUUGGUCUCUGGAGGGCCAUCAUUAAUGAGGGACACUUUAACUAAUUCUGGAAAGCUUGGGCUUCGUUUGCUUGAGGACCUGACAGCUCUUGCUGCAGGUGGAUCUGGCAUCUGGUUACGAGUUGACUCAAUUCAACGGACAUUUGCUCUUGAUAUACUUGAGUUUAUCCUAUCCAAUUAUGUGGUAUUAUUCAGGGUCUUGAUUCCUUAUGAUCAGGUUCUGUGUCACCAAAUAUGCUCACUGCUUAUGACCUCACUUCGAACAAAUUCUGAGCUUGAUGGUGAAACUGGAGAGCCUUAUUUCCGUCGCUUGGUCUUGCGUUCAGUAGCUCAUAUUAUCAGACUUUAUAGUUCAUCACUCAUCACUGAAUCUGAGGUGUUUCUUAGCAUGUUGAUCAGAGUUAUAUCUCUUGAUUUACCGUUAUGGCAUCGCAUUCUUGUUCUUGAAAUCUUGAGGGGUUUCUGUGUGGAGGUGCAUACUUUGAGAAUUCUUUUUCAGAAUUUUGACAUGCAUCCGAAGAACACCAAUAUCGUUGAGGAUAUGGUAAAAGCUCUGGCUCGAGUUGUUUCCAAUGUUCAGUUUCAGGACACAAGUGAGGAGAGCCUUGCAGCUGUUGCUGGAAUGUUUAGCAGUAAAGCUAAAGGGAUUGAAUGGAGUUUAGAUAACGAUGCAUCCAAUGCUGCUGUCUUGGUUGCCAGUGAAGCCCAUUCAAUAACAUUGGCAAUUGAGGGUUUGUUGGGUGUUGUUUUCACUGUGGCUACUUUGACAGAUGAGGCAGUUGAUGUUGGUGAGAUUGAGUCCCCCCGCUAUGAUUCUGAGUCACCAGAAAAAUGUACUGGGAAAACUGCUACUCUUUGUAUUUCAAUGGUUGAUUCCAUGUGGCUGACAAUACUUGAUGCUUUGUCUCUGAUUUUGACAAAGUCACAAGGAGAGGCUAUUGUGUUAGAGAUAUUGAAGGGUUAUCAAGCAUUUACUCAGGCUUGUGGAGUUCUUCGUGCUGUGGAGCCUUUGAAUUCUUUUCUUGCCUCCCUUUGCAAGUUUACCAUCAAUAUACCCAAUGAAGUUGAAAAGAAGAGUUUGAUACAGUCUCCUGGGUCAAAGAGGUCAGAAGUAGUAGUUGAUCUGAGGGAAAACAUUGUCCUCACUCCUAAAAAUGUUCAGGCUUUAAGAACCCUCUUCAAUAUAGCCCAUCGACUGCACAAUUUCUUGGGUCCUUCAUGGGUCCUGGUAUUGGAAACCCUAGCUGCUCUUGACCGAGCAAUUCAUUCACCACAUGCUUCAACGCAGGAGGUAUCUACAGCUGUGCCAAGGCUUACACGAGAUUCAUCUGGUUCUGGUCAAUAUAGUGAUUUUCAUAUCCUUUCUUCACUGAAUUCUCAGCUGUUCGAGAGCUCUGCCCUAAUGCAUGUGUCUGCAGUGAAAUCACUUCUUUCUGCUUUACGGCAAUUGUCUCAUCAAUACAUGUUUGCUACUUCUGGUAGCUUGGCACAAGCAUCCAAUCAAAAAUUCGGGACUAUUAGUUUUGCAGUGGAAAGGAUGCUAACGAUAUUAGUCAACAAUCUGCAUAGGGUAGAGCCAUUAUGGGAUGAAGUUGUUGGCCAUUUCCUGGAGCUUUCUGAUAGCUCUAGUCAGCACUUACGCAAUAUGGCACUGGAUGCAAUGGAUAAGUCAAUCUGUGCCGUUUUAGGUUCUGAGCUAUUUCAGGGAAAAAAACAUGGUGGAUUUGAUAAUACACAAACUAAGUUUAGAGACUUGAGAACAUUGGAGUGUGCUGUCAUUUCUCCCUUAGAUACUCUAUAUUCCUCUUCGAAAAGCUUUGACAUUCAUGCUGGGUCUCUUAGAAUUCUUCUUCACGUUUUGGAAAGGCAUGGGGAGAAGUUGUGCUACAGCUGGCAAAAUAUCCUUGAAACAUUAAGGUCUGUUGCUCUUGCAUCAGAGAAGGAUCUCAUCGCUCUGGGAUUCCAGAGUCUUCGUGUGAUAAUGAAUGAUGGCCUUUCAACGAUACCUGCUGACUGCCUCCAUGUAUGCAUUGAUGUAGCAGGAGCUUAUAGUGCUCAGAAGAAUGAAUUGAAUAUAAGUUUGACAGCUAUUGGACUUCUGUGGACAUCAACCGAUUUUGUUGUCAAGGGUGCUUCUCAUGGACCUCAAAGAGAGAAAGAAACAGAUCAAAUAAACAGUGAAAAAAAUGAACAGAUUCUCAAUUCCUCUUAUCCUUUCGAUGAUCAAUUGCUGAUGAGUAUUGUUGUUCGUGACAAGUUGCUUUUCUCUGUUUUCUCUUUACUUCAAAAGCUGGGUGAUGAUGAGAGACCUGAGGUUAGGAACUCUGCUAUCCGGACGCUUUUCCAAAUUCUUGGAAGCCAUGGGCAGAAACUUUCAAAGAGCAUGUGGGAGGAUUGUCUCUGGAAUUAUGUUUUUCCUACAUUAGAUCGUGUGUCCCAUAUGGCUGCGACAUCAUCUAGGGAUGAAUGGCAAGGGAAAGAGCUUGGAACACGAGGAGGAAAAGCUGUUCAUAUGCUCAUACAUCAUAGUCGUAAUACAGCUCAAAAACAAUGGGAUGAGACACUUGUCCUGGUCCUAGGUGGAAUAGCUCGAAUACUGCGCUCUUUUUUCCCUUUUCUCAGAGAUUUAAAGAAUUUUCAGUCUGGAUGGGAGACGUUGCUCAUCUUUGUUAAGAAUAGUAUUUUAAAUGGUAGUAAGGAGGUUGCCCUAGCAGCAAUAAACUGCUUACAAUCAACUGUAAUUUCACAUUCUCCAAAGGGAAAUUUGCCAAUGCCAUAUCUCAGAUCAGUGCUCGAUGUCUAUGAACUUGUUAUUCAAAAAUCACCCAACUGCAGUGAUAGUGCAUCAAGCAAGGUCAAGCAAGAGAUUUUACAUGGUUUAGGAGAAGUAUAUGUACAAGCACAAGCGAUGUUUGACACUGACAUGUAUAAGCAGUUGCUCUCUGUCAUUGAUACUGCAAUUAAAGAGGCCAAAUUUGCCAGUGAUAACUUUGAAGCUGAAUAUGGCAAUGUUCCACCAGUUCAACGUACUGCACUGGAAAUCUUGCCGCUGUUACGUCCAGCAAGACACCUUUCAGCGAUGUGGUUACUACUUAUUGGGAAACUAUUGGAGUAUCUUCCAAAACCUAGUUUGGGCAUAGAAAACAACGAUGAUGACUUAGAGUCAACUGAGAGCAAGGACCAAAACCAUGCUCAUAAGAGUAUAAAGGAGGUCCCAAAUGGGAAAGCCUCAACACCCCAAAAGAAAGGGCAAGCUUCUCCUAAUGGUCUUGAAUCAGUCACAAGCUCCAGUUAUCUAUUUGCAGAGAAGGUUGUUCCUGUGCUGGUGGAUCUAUUUUUGCAGGCUCCGGCUGCAGAGAAGUACAAUAUUUAUGUGGAAACUAUUCAAGGUCUGGGAAGGUGUAUGGCAACAAGGAGAGAUAACCCUGAUGGCUCACUUUGGAGAUUGGCUGUUGAUGGCUUCAACAACAUUCUUGUUGAUGAUGUGAUCAAAGUAACUGUAGACUCUAGUGACCUGACGUUCCCCAGAACAGCAAGAAUACGUGUCUGGAAAGAAGUUGCUGAUGUGUAUGAGAUAUUUCUAGUGAGCCAUUGUGGUCGUGCCCUUCCUUCUAGUGCACUCUCUGUGGCUGUGCUUAAGGCUGAUGAAUCAUUGGAGAUGAAUGUUUUAGACAUUCUGGGAGACAAGAUUCUUAAAUCUCAGAUUGAUGCACCUAUUGAUAUUUUGCAACGAUUAAUUACUACUUUGGACCGAUGUGCAUCACGCACCUGUUCUUUGCCUGUUGAAACUGUUGAGCUCAUGCCUUCAUAUUGUAGCCACUUCUCCUUGAGUUGCUUGCAGAAAAUAUUUUCUUUGGGCAGUUACCAUCACGAGACCAUGGACUGGAAUCUUUCUAGAUCUGAAGUAAGCAAAGUAUCAGUAGUGAUAUUAAUGGCCAGAUGUGAGUUCAUAUUGAAUAAGUUUUUGACUGAUGAAAAUGAGAUAGGUGAACGUCCCUUGCCACAUGCAAGGGUGGAAGAAGUCAUUUUUGUCCUCCAGGAGCUAGCACGUCUUGUAAUUCAUUCAGAUACAUCAUCAGUCCUUCCUUUAAAUCAUUCCUUGAUGGAUGGCCUCUCAGGGGGAAGCGGGGGACGUAAACAUUUGCUUGUCCUUUUCCCAUCCUUUUGUGAACUUGUUGUAUCAAGAGAAUCAAGAGUCAGGGAGCUAGUACAAGUGCUGCUUAGACUUAUAGCUGCAGAAUUGGGUCUGCAGAAGCUGAGUUUUGCAAGUUAAUGUGUGGAAGAAAGCGGCUCCUGAGUGCAUAUUUGAGUUCCAUUUUUUUGUGUUCACGUCUAUGUGAGGAAUUUUUUUGGGUCUCCUCCAUCAGUCGAUGUUGUAUCACUAUAUAUAUAUAUAUAUUAAUUAUUGGAAUCAUAUGGUAUGUGUUUGUCUAGGUAUAAAGGAUAGGAGAAUAGUUGGAAAUGACUCGUGUAGCUGUACAGGAAGAAGAAGAAUGCGUACCUCAGAAAUUCCUGUAGUUUUUCUUGUAAAUUACGGUUUGUUUAUAUAUUGCUUCUUGCUACUUUUCCUGUACAAAGCCAAAAGUAGUUAAUUGUCAAGCAUCAGGAUUUUGAGAUUCCUGAAGGUAUUAUUGAUAUUAUUAUUGAUAUCAAUGUGACAGUGGCCUUCACUGGCGAAGUUUCCAGCCUCUGCAA
Molecule: messenger RNA, 5483 nt
Organism: Coffea arabica (coffee)
Lineage: Eukaryota; Viridiplantae; Streptophyta; Magnoliopsida; Gentianales; Rubiaceae
Source: RefSeq, a predicted model, not a curated record